AUGAGUGACGACGAGGAACAAAUAGGAAACGGAAGUGCUUUUGACGGUGGUACUUUCAACGAAAGCGAGGACAACGAUGCCCCUAUGGACGACCGACUCGAAGAUGAUGGAGAUGGUGGAGCGGAUGAUGGACUGGACGUCACAGGAGAGCGAGAGGAUAUGAUAGUAGAAGGUGGGGAUAUGGUGGUCUCGACAGGCACGGCUCCAUCAGAACGCGUCACGACGCGCUACCUAACAAAAUACGAACGAGCACGCGUACUGGGAACAAGAGCUCUUCAAAUCAGUAUGAAUGCACCAGUCAUGGUGGACCUUGAUGGUGAAACUGAUCCUUUGAGAAUUGCUGAGAAAGAAUUGCGAGAAAGAAAAAUCCCUAUUAUUGUUCGACGAUACCUACCCGAUGGAAGUCACGAAGACUGGAGUAUCGACGAAUUGAUUGUGGAUUAA
Cylindrotheca closterium is the source of this 444-nucleotide messenger RNA. The record is from the annotation of a GenBank genome assembly. NCBI's taxonomy places the organism in Eukaryota, Bacillariophyta, Bacillariophyceae, Bacillariales, Bacillariaceae.